AUGGUUUUCAAAGUUUCAACAGCCAUUGGAAGUUACUAUGUGUCUUCAACUCUUUCAUCUUGGACAGAAAAAGACAGCAUUUGCUCAGUUGCCGUACCACCAAUACUGUAUACAUCUGCUGGAAUCACAGUGGACAUUAAUGAGAUUUCUAUAGACAGAGACGGAGCCUGGGUUGGAUAUGUUGAAACUGUAAUUGCUUUAGAUUAUAUAGGAUGUCUAAAGAGUGCCACUGUUCAUAGUUCCGGUAUGAUCCUGUCGCAGACAAGCAGAAUUGGUAGUCCUGGACAGUGCUUCAGUGCUUGUGGUUUUGGAUCAUUCAUCGGAAUUUCUGACAAUGAGUGUCUGUGCUUAAAAGAAGGCCGUACUUUGAACAGUCUGCGAUCAAACUAUACGGAGUGCACCGCAGAAUGUGAACAUCAGCCAGGAGUAGCAUGUGGAGGACUAACAGAAAAUGGAACUCGUUAUAUAUCGGUUUAUAAUUUGAAUCGUAAAGUGACAAAACAGACCAAUAACAGUGUAACAGAAAUGCCCUGUCUAGAGCUUGAACCGAUCAAACAGCAAUAUAUAUGGAAAAAAUGUUCAACUUGA
This is a messenger RNA of Mercenaria mercenaria, 588 nucleotides long. RefSeq lists its product as uncharacterized. Lineage: Eukaryota; Metazoa; Mollusca; Bivalvia; Venerida; Veneridae. Bases 1 to 588 code for a protein of 195 amino acids. The transcript is spliced from 5 exons. The record is from RefSeq and is a predicted model, not a curated record.